AUGGACUCGUUUGUUGAUUAUUUAGAACAGAAUUUGAUAAUUGAGGGGAAAAGUUGGAAUAAGACUCAAGCGAGUGAGGUAUUGUUUAUAACGUUACAAAUAUCUAGAUGUAAAAAUUUAUUACAAGCAUGCAAUAAUGCAAUAUUAAGAAAUCCAAAGACAUUUUUUAGUUCAAAAGAAUUUUUAUUUAUACCAAAACAUUAUUUAAUAAAAAUAUUAGAUAGAGACAUAUUAGGAUUAGAAGAGAUAGAUAUAUUUGCAGGAGUUAUUAUGUGGGGAAUAAAUAACACACCCAAUUUAUCGCAUUUUGAUGAUUUUAAAUUAUGGACAUCUGAUAAUGUUACAUCAUUAAAAUCAACAAUAAUUCAGUUUCUAAAUAAGAUUAGAUUUUUUCAUAUGCAACCUGAAGAUUUCGUUAGCAGAGUUGGGCCUUUAAUAAAAAUAUUUUCACCGGAAUUAUACGAACAAAAAUAUUCAAUGUUGCCAUUUAAUUUUCAUUUAAUAUUUAGGACUAAUGGAAAUGAAUUGAAAGAAGAAACCGACACUAAUAAUAGCAUAUGGAAACAAUAUUGUCACGAUCAAGGACCAACAUUAACGGUCAUUAGAACAAAAAAUAUUAACGAUGAUGAAGUUGUAUUUGGUGGAUUUAAAUCAGUUAGUUGGUCAAAUCGGGAGGAUGAAAAUGUUGGGGGUGGGGGUAAAGGUUUUAUAUUUGGAUAUUUAUGGCAAGAUGAUAAAUUAUUAUUACCUUGGAUGUUACCUGUAGAAAAUCAUUUUCACGGUGAUAGAAUUUUGGGAGAUGGACAAUUAUUAUACAUUGAUUUUACAAAUGGUAAUCAAUUAUUAGCUCAUGCAAAUGGUUGGAACUUAGAGGCUACUAUAGAGGAAUUAGAAGUUUUUAAGGUUGUACGCAAAAACGUAUAA
Entrophospora sp. SA101 is the source of this 924-nucleotide messenger RNA. The record is from the annotation of a GenBank genome assembly. NCBI's taxonomy places the organism in Eukaryota, Fungi, Glomeromycota, Glomeromycetes, Entrophosporales, Entrophosporaceae.